Messenger RNA from Formica exsecta, 2337 nucleotides. It is a transcript of the gene Uev1A, whose product is annotated as ubiquitin-conjugating enzyme E2 variant 2. Gene Ontology annotation, cellular component: nucleus. Lineage: Eukaryota; Metazoa; Arthropoda; Insecta; Hymenoptera; Formicidae. The transcript is spliced from 4 exons. Bases 269 to 703 code for a protein of 144 amino acids. Gene Ontology annotation, biological process: DNA damage tolerance; protein K63-linked ubiquitination. The record is from RefSeq and is a predicted model, not a curated record.
UCUAGAGAGCGACUAGUCCAUGGAGACGGGGCGAUCUCUCGCGGAGCGCGGAGGUUGGCUGAAUUUUCGCAAAGUAUAUCUUCGUAUCGAAGUGAUAGCGCAAUCUGGUCUGCAGGAUAUCGCGCUGGAUAUCGCGACGUCCCGGGUGAUGAGAAGCUCACGCCGUAGUUAAAAGCCGCGCCAACCCCACGUGUGACAUUGCCGUGCGCCUUCGCCCGCCUUGUACUUUAGGGAAAAAAAUACGGCGCUUCGCAGAAAUACAGAGAUCAUGGCGGUGCCCAACACCGGUGUAGUCGUGCCCCGAAACUUCCGCCUCUUGGAAGAACUGGAGCAAGGCCAGAAAGGUGUGGGCGAUGGCACGAUCAGUUGGGGUCUAGAGAAUGACGAUGACAUGACCCUCACGCAUUGGACUGGUAUGAUAAUUGGGCCACCUAGGACGCCAUAUGAAAAUAGGAUGUAUAGUCUGAAAAUUGAUUGUGGUCAAAGAUAUCCAGAUGAUGCACCUAAUGUAAGAUUUUUAAGCAGAAUCAAUAUGAAUUGCAUUAACAGUGCUACUGGAGCUGUGGAUAAUCGCAGUGUACCGGUCCUUGCAAAAUGGCAACGGGAAUACACAAUUAAAACAGUUCUUCAAGAACUCCGUCGUUUGAUGACGUUGAAAGAAAAUAUGAAACUUUCUCAGCCUCCGGAAGGCAGCACUUUUUAGCCUACCCAUACAAACAGAGACAUCUUCCUUUUUGCAAUAGCAUGAGGUGAGAUCUAUAAUGAAGGUACCAAAUGAUAUUAAAAUGGUGCCCGCUAAAAAUAUAUGUUUAAAGAGAAACAAAAAAAAACAACUUUGUGAAAGAAAGGAGGUAAUAGCUUGGAAAGUUGAAUGAGUGUACCAAGUUCAUGUAUAGAUAGAAAAGUUGACAAAAUAUUUAUAUUAAACACAGCUGGUUCUUUAUCAAAAUUUUUCAUUAAAAAUAUAGCAUUCUUUACAAAUCCAGAUUAAUUUUGCAAAUAUACUAUCAUAUGUGCAUGAAUUAGUAAUUUCAUUCAUGUAUGAUCUGAUUUACGGGAACUCUGCUCCAGCUUUUCAAGCUAGUACAAUGUAAAGUGAAAAAAUCAUAUUUUGAAUCUUAAAACUGGAGACACAGACUGUGUAAUAAAAUGGAUAAUCAGUAAGAAUAUAACUUAUGCCUUUAAAGUUUUUUAACGAGAUGAAAGAUAACGUCUGGUACUGUGAAUCGUUUUAAGACUUCUUCUGUUUGCGCGUAAGUGCCAUUUCAUCUCUUGUGGAGGUGUCUCUCACUCAGUAAUGUUUUAGAAAAUUUGUAAAUUCUAAAUCGUAAAUUUGUACAUUCAUUUUACUUUUCCAUGCUGCGUACCAUUUCAACUGGCGUUCUUUGACGAAAUAACGUGCAUAUGUUGCGUGCAUCUGGCAAGUUAUAUCCUAGAAACGGCCUCUCACGUUAGACGAAUUACCUUUUGUAAUCGUCGAGAUGUCGCUCCGUAAAUGAAACAUACAUAAACGUUUGAUUUGUAAUAUUUCAUAUGGUGAAUGAUACAUAAUGUUGUAUGGCAAAGUACAUCAACGUAUGAAGCAUCAUAAACGAGAUCUUUUAUUUAGUAUUGUAUUUGAAUAUAUGUGUAUUGGAAAUAUACACGCUACCCGUAUGUGUAUGUAUAUUUGAUUAUAUCUAUUAAAAUAUAACAUGAUUAGUAAUAUAUGUAUAUAUAGAUAUUCUGUUUACUAUUUGAUCCAGGCUUCAUGAUUGAUGUAUUGUGAAUACAAUUAUAUUUUAAUUAUAUAAUUUUAUUAUAAUAUAAAAAAUCAUACCUCUAAUUCUUAAACACGUUGUGUAAAAUACAUAAGCUGCGUAUUCAUUGUUACAAAAUCAGAUCUAUCUCACCUUUAGUGCAAUUACAAUUAUAAAUUAUAUGCAUUAUAUAUUACUGAAAAAGAGUUAAAUUGUAUGCAGCCUAUUGAUGAUUCCCGACAAAUGACAUGUUAUGUUCCAGCAAGAGCAUAAUUAUAUAAAAUAUUAUGAUGUCGUCUGGAGAUUUAUAUCGUCCAAUUAAUCGAAAUCUUUAUACCUUAGACUAAAGCAAAUGCCACCAAAGUAGAUUUCAAAAUAUCUUCACAUUUGUGUAAUUAAAAAAUUUUCGAUUACCCAAACAUACGGUGCAUGCGCACGAAAUAUACACACCUCUUUGUCCGCUUUGCAUUUCAGUAUUACACUAUCGGUAAUAUAAUAGUGUAAUUUAAAAAUCAUCCUAUUGAAAGAGUAACGAGUUAAGAACUCCAUGUGGACGAAGUCAAGCUUAAGGAGAAUAAAAUGAUUUCCUUAGAAAAGA